This is a messenger RNA of Loxodonta africana (African savanna elephant), 1140 nucleotides long. RefSeq names its product olfactory receptor 52E1-like. Gene Ontology annotation, molecular function: olfactory receptor activity; G protein-coupled receptor activity. The transcript has a single exon. Gene Ontology annotation, cellular component: plasma membrane. Lineage: Eukaryota; Metazoa; Chordata; Mammalia; Proboscidea; Elephantidae. Gene Ontology annotation, biological process: G protein-coupled receptor signaling pathway. The record is from RefSeq and is a predicted model, not a curated record. The coding region runs from base 199 to 1140 and encodes 313 amino acids.
UUGAAAUCACGUGACUACAUUUUACCUUUAAAUUGUGUGUACCUUCAGUCCUCUAAAAUGCAAUGAUGUGGGUAGAAUAUGAAAGAAGUUUCAGUGAUUUCUUUUUCCUUUUUGUGCACUAAGCAAGCCUGAGAGCUCUCAGUGAGAGAGAGACACUUGGUCUAUGAUAUAUUUUGCUGUAAAAAAGAUCCCAGAAGGAUGACCCCACUCAAUACCACUCUAUUUCAUCCCUAUUCUUUCAUCCUCCUGGGGAUCCCUGGGCUGGAAAAUGUACAUAACUGGAUUGGCUUCCCUUUCUGUGCUGCAUACCUGACAGCUGUUCUUGGGAAUAUCUGCAUCCUUUUUGUGAUUCAGACUGAAAGUAGCCUCCAUCAGCCCAUGUUCUACUUCUUGGCCAUUCUGGCAUCUAUUGAUCUGGGACUAUCCACAUCCACUAUUCCCAAGAUGCUUAGCAUCUUCUGGCACAACCUGAGAGAUAUCUCCUUUGAGGGAUGCCUCAUCCAGAUGUUCUUCAUCCACCUAUGCACCGGCAUGGAGUCAGCUGUGCUUGUGGCCAUGGCGUAUGAUCGCUAUGUGGCCAUCUGUAACCCUCUUCGCUACACACUGGUGCUAACAAACAAGGUGGUGUUCAUCAUUGCAUUGGUAAUCCUACUAAGACCUUUGUCUUUUGCCAUACCUUUUGUUCAACUCAUCUUACAGUUACCAUUUUGUGGACACCAAAUUAUCCCUCAUACUUACUGUGAGCACAUGGGCAUAGCCCGCCUGUCCUGUGCCAGCAUCAAGGUCAACAUCAUCUAUGGCUUAUGUGCCAUUUCUAUCCUGGUGUUUGACAUCAUAGCCAUUGUCAUCUCCUAUGUCCAGAUCCUUCAUGCUGUUUUUCGACUCCCUUCCCAUGAUGCGUGGCUUAAAGCACUCAGCACCUGUGGCUCUCAUGUGUGUGUCAUGUUGGCUUUCUACACACCUGCAUUUUUUUCAUUCAUGAUCCAUAGGUUUGGACAGAAUAUACCAAGGUACAUUCAUAUCCUUCUUGCUAAUUUCUAUGUGGUCAUUCCACCUGCUCUCAAUCCAGUAAUUUAUGGUGUCAGAACUAAACAGAUUAGAGAGCGGGUACUGAAAAUAUUUUCCAGAAAUAAAACAUAA